AAUCGUAUCAUUCGUGGCGACAAAAAAGGUUUUAUUUGAUUUUUUAUUGGUACGUUAACAUUGUGCUAAACUAAUAUUCAUAUUUGAAAUGAAGAGUUUUAUAAGCUAUACAACCGCAGUUAUAUUUGCAGUCGAUCUACUGGCAACUUCAGGUGAUAUCACAAUGACCUGGACAUCGCCGAUGUUUUCAAAACUAUACUCCAAUGAUACCACCGUAAAUCCACUUCCAAAACCGAUCACUGCAGCUCAAGAUGCGUGGAUAGCCUCACUAAUCAAUGUUGGAGCUAUGGUUGGAGGAUUUCCUUUCAGCUUUAUUUCUGAACACUAUGGAAGAAAAGCAGCUCUAUUAGCAGUUGGAGUUUUCCAUAUUAUAGCCUAUUUGUCAAUGGCUUUUGCAAAAUGUGUAGAAUUAUUUUAUUUUGGAAGGAUUCUUGGAGGACUAGCAGUAGGUGGAGGAUACACUUUACUUCCGAUGUACAUUGCAGAAGUAGCCGAGGAAAAGAAACGAGGUGCCUACUCCGUUACUCUAGGAAUAUUUUGGGGAUUUGGCAACUUUUUACCUUACCUUAUUGGUCCUUUUCUUUCUGUAAGAGUUUUUAACCUUAUUAACUUCUCUUUGCCAUUGCUAUUUGUUAUAUUGUUUUUCUUUCUGGGUACCGAAACGCCAUAUUAUCUUAUUGGUGCUAAUAAACUUGAAAAAGCAGAAGAAGUAUUAAUGUUGUUAAGAGCUAAAGAUCGUAAAAGUGUACAAUUAGAACUAGAAAAUAUUAAAAAUUCUUUAGAACAAGAAAAACAUGAAAAUGUAGGAAGUUUUACAAACAUAUUUACCAACCCUGGAGUAAGAAAAGCUUUUAUUAUUGCAAUUUCCUUAAUAUCAUUUCAACAAUUAUCUGGUUGGAAUGCUAUAACUUUUUAUCUUCAACCAAUAUUUGAAGCAUCUAAUACAAAUCUAAGCCCAGAAAUAUGUGCUCUUAUUAUUGGUGCUUGUAUUUUUGGCUUUGCCUUACCAACUCCAUAUUUCACUGAUAAAAUAAACCGAAAGGUCUUAUUAAUAUUUUCGGACAUUGGUUUAGGUUUAGGAUUGUUAAUUCUGGGCGCAUUCUUCUAUAUAAAAAAUAGAACAAAUUGGAGUAUGACUGCAAUAUCUUGGAUUCCAAUUCCAACACUAAUAAUGUGUACUUUCGCUUUUCAAGUAGGUUUGGCUGCGUUACCUUGGACAAUUUCAUCUGAAAUAUUUCCAAAGAAUGUCAAAAAAUUAUCUUCGGCAACUACAUCGGCUUCUUGCUGGAUAGUGUCGUUUUUAAUUACCCAGUUUUUUAAUACAAUGAAACAGAAUUUGGGUACAGAUGGAACAUUCUUAUUUUACGCUGGUUUUGCUUUUAUUGCAGCAUGCUUUACUUUCUUUUAUGUUCCCGAAACAAGAGGUAAAACUUUUGUCGAAAUUCAGCAAAUUCUUAAAUCCUAAAACAUUUUGGACCAGAUGUUUGAUAUAUUAAUGUUAAUGGGUAAUAUAUAUAUAUAUAUAUAUAUAUAUAUAUAUAUAUAUAUAUAUAUAUAUAUAUAUAUAUUGAAAAUCAGUAAGAAAUGACAGUAAUAUAUAAAACUGCUCUAUAUAAAAUAAAAAGUUAAACCAU
Molecule: messenger RNA, 1634 nt
Organism: Diabrotica balteata
Lineage: Eukaryota; Metazoa; Arthropoda; Insecta; Coleoptera; Chrysomelidae
Source: the annotation of a GenBank genome assembly